Messenger RNA from Papilio polytes (common Mormon), 1690 nucleotides. RefSeq names its product cilia- and flagella-associated protein 45-like. Bases 2 to 1585 code for a protein of 527 amino acids. NCBI's taxonomy places the organism in Eukaryota, Metazoa, Arthropoda, Insecta, Lepidoptera, Papilionidae. The record is from RefSeq and is a predicted model, not a curated record. The transcript is spliced from 12 exons.
AAUGCCCAAAGCGUUGAGAAAUUAUCACGAGGGUAUUCCCUACCAUAAAGUACAUAAAGGCAGUGACCCAGGUUGCUACCAGCUUCAUCGACCUUCAGAAUGCCGUCUAAAAUUUCCAAUCACGAAUAAACCGAUUCACAAAUGCGAAAUACCCAAGAAACAAUACACGCGGGUCCCGAAUGGCGAGAGUUGGAGGAACUUGAUAAUUCCCAAAACUGAACCCAACUAUUACCCCGCCGUCAUGCACAAGUCAGAGUUCGAGAGGCUGAAGAAACAAGCCAAGAUAGUAAGUCAAGAGGAACAAUUGAAAGCGAUGCACGAACAGGAAGCAGCGAUACAGAAAGCGGCGAAAGAGUCUGAGGAACGCAAGCAGCUGUUGAAGGAGAAGUUGCUGCCGCAGCCGGGAGCGCAGGUCGCAGCCGGCGCCGCGGACCUCGAGCUUGAGGGACCGGAUCAGACUGCCCAUACUUUGUCCAGGGCGGAGAUUCUGAAAGCGGAUAACAUGCUGGGGCCGCGGCUUUGCAACCGCAUCAUCUUAGCCUCCAAAUGCCACGCCAUCCGCGACGCGCAGAUCGCUGAGAAAGAUCUCAUUAAGAAGGAGCUAACGGAAGAGGAGAGAAGACUGGAUGCGAUAAUGGAGGAAAACCGUCAGGCGGCGGUGCGUCGCGCGGAGCAGGAUGAGGAACGCCGACACCAGCUGCGGCUGCAGAACCUCGCCGCACUCAAGGAGCAGAUACAAGCGCAUGACACCGCCAAGAUAAUGGAAGCGGAACGCAUAGAGGAAGAGAGCAUAAGAGUGAACCAGGCCAACAUCGCGAUGAGGAUCGACGAAGCGCAAAAGCUGAAAGAAAAGCACAUGCGCCAAGCAAAGCUGAAGGAAAUACUCGACCAAGGUAACGCGGAACUAUUAUACUUCAAGCAACUUCAGAACGAAGAAGAGCGUAUCCUCAAUUUGCGUAUUUCAAACUUUCUCAAGAGUCGUCAAGAGCGCGAGUCGCGCGCGCGCGCUGAGGCGGAGGCCGUCAAAGCCGCUAAGCAGAAAGGGAUUGAUCAUAUCGCUAAAGCACAGAAGGCGGAACAAGAGCUGAAGGAGGAAUUGGAGAGGAUCAGGAACCUGAAGAUCCAGGAGGACGUGGAGAGGGAGUACCGGCGCAAAGAGCGUGACGCCGCCAUCAAGAGGAACCGCGACAUGAAGCAACUGCACGAGGCCAGAGUGCAGCAGAUCCACGACAUCCAUCGUCUGAUAGCACGAGAGAUCGCGAAAGACGAGCAGAGCUUCAACAACGCGGCUAGACAGAACGAAGAAUUCCUGCGUAAGGAGAAAAUGUUGGAUGAGCAGCGCAAAGCGCGCGUCGAACGGCACCGUCAGGAGAUUAUGAAGCAAAUUAAUGACAAAGAACGCGCCAGAACGGAGUUGAGAGAGAAGAUCCGUAACGAAGGCGUCGCGCUGCGCAUGGAGCAAGAUCAGCAAGAGAAAUACGAAAGGAAAAUCAUUAAGCAGAAGGUGGCGGCUAUGAGACAACAAAAGGUGGCCGAAAAAUACGUCAAAGAAGUUGAACAAACUCUCUGCAAACAAGGAUACUAAAGCAACCAACAGACAAACCAAGAGAAAUUAUGAUACGAAUUUUUUAUUAUUGUUUAAUUAUUGAUUUGGUAAAUUAUAGAAUAAAACGAAAAAUUACAAAUUGAA